CAGAGUGUUAGCAGCCUAGUGGGGAAAAAUUGCAACGAAACCGCAAAAUUUCCCAUGGAGAUUUCUUGAUAAGGUCCUUGCCGGCACACGAGUAGCGCAACAGAGAAAACACAUGCAUGCUUCCAUGGCUUCCAGAAUACUCUGAUUAGCGCGGCAGAUAAUAUUCGAAGAUUCGUUGUUCAGUCUUGAGACACUUUCUUCUUACUUCUAACAUUUUUUUACGUCCUUGUUGUUUGCAUACUUAUACCCAAUUUUUUCUAUUCUUAUCAAAAGUGAUAUCAUCGGUUUCCUACCCAGCGUUUCCCGACUUGACGUAAUUCAGAAGGACUUAUCAGGCCCGGAGAAAGAGCUACAGAACCCAUUGGAAAAUUUCCUACCAGAAAAAUGGACGAUAAUUUUGCAGAAGUCCAGCUUCCGGAAUCCCGCGUUCUCAUCGUUAUCACGGGUGGUACGAUAUGCAUGCAGAAGUCUGAAAAUGGGCUUAUUCCAGCUCGAGGAUUUCUCAAGGCUGGACUGGCACCAAGGCCCUGUUUCAAUGAUGGAUCGUACCCGGAGCCCUUGGAAAUUGUAAUAGACGACAAAGGCACACGAAAGGCAGUACAGAGCCUGAGGUGCCCAAAGAGCACUUACGACCGCCGCGUCAGGUACUGCGUGCUCGAAUUCGACAAGUUGCUUGACAGCAGCUCGAUUGACGCGGCAGGAUGGGAUCAGAUCGCAAAGACCAUCUACCGGAACUACCAACUAUUUGACGGAUUCGUCGUCCUACACGGCACGGAUUCAUUGGCAUACACCGGCUCAGCAUUGAGCUUCAUGCUGCACAACCUGGGCAAACCCGUCAUCUUGACUGGAUCGCAGGCGCCCAUGAUGGAACUCCAGAACGAUGCGCAGGACAACCUUCUCAGCUCCUUAAUCAUCGCGGGACAUUUCAUGAUCCCAGAAGUGUGCCUGUUCUUCAACUUUAAACUGUUCCGCGGCAACCGGACGACAAAGGUAUCCGCAGACGACUUCCAGGCCUUCGCGAGCCCGAACAUCGCACCACUAGCGACCAUCACAUCGCUGCGCACCAAAGUGCAAUGGAACCUCGUCUACCGCCCCACGGUCGUCGAGCCCUUCAACAUCCAAACCAAGCUCGACACCGCACACGUCGCCUGUCUCCGCAUCUUCCCGGGCAUGCGGCCCGAAAUGGUCGACGCCGUGCUCCGGCUCGAAGGGCUGAAAGGCCUCGUCCUCGAGACCUUCGGCGCGGGGAACACGCCGGGGGGACCCGACAGCGCGAUGACGCGGGUCCUGGCCGACGCCGUCAAGAGGGGCAUCGUCAUCGUCAACGUGACGCAGUGCCUGAGCGGCAGCGUGAGCCCGCUGUACGCCCCUGCGACCAUGCUCGGCAGAGCGGGCGUCGUGUUCGGCCAGGACAUGACGUCCGAAGCGGCGCUCACCAAGUUGGCGUACCUGUUGGCGCUGCCGGAUGCUACGCCUGAGGAGGUGUCGAAGCGCAUGUCGGUGUCUAUCCGGGGAGAGCUCACCGAGGCUUCGAGGACGCAUUUUGAGCAUCCGAAGAGCGGCACGUUGACGCCUGAGUUGUCGAAUUUGACCGCGUUGGGAUAUGCGGUCCAGAAGGGGAAUCUUCAGCAGACGCGAGAUAUCAUUAGGGGUGAGCCUCGAUGGCUGCUGAACGAUGCAGAUUAUAAUCUGAACACGCCUGUGCAUCUGGCGGCGAGCGGACCGAACAUUGAGAUAUUGCGCGACUUUCUCGCCCAGGGCGCAUCCAUCCACCUGCGCAAUCGCAAUGGGCACACGCCCCUCUUCUUGGCGGCCGCUGCGGGGUUGAAGGAUCACGUCGACGUCCUCCUCGACGCCGGUGCCCAUCUGCACUCUGACGAGAUGGCUUCUGCAAGAUUGCAUGCGUCUGGGGAGGAUGGGGAUGGGAAUGGAGUUGCGGAUGGCCACGCUGCCGUGUGGGCGUCUGCAAUGGGCUGAGGUCAAGGUGGUUGCUACACGAGAUGCGGCAUCAGUACGGUACCGUAUGGUACAGCAUGGUGCAUCACACUGCAGGACAGCAAACAAAUAGGUUAGGUACAGUCCAGUCCAGUCCAACAAACAGUCGGUGCCAGUUUGCAUGCUUGUUCAAACAAGCGGAGCGAUCGACGCGCUCCUCCGAGAGUCUGCUGGGACGUAGAACGGGUAAUUGUGGCCCUGUCUGAUGAGGCUACUCCGUCCUUAAGGCAGGCAUAUGUUCCCGUGCACAUCGGCUCGUGGCUAGUCCAGACUACAUACGGUUGAUAUGCAUAGGCGUCCCUAACGAGUCUGGGACGUGGCGCACUGGUGCAGCAAUAAUGGGAUUGGAGGACUGGGUAUAGAGUAGAUAG
Messenger RNA from Aaosphaeria arxii CBS 175.79, 2366 nucleotides. RefSeq names its product asparaginase-domain-containing protein. Gene Ontology annotation, molecular function: asparaginase activity; protein binding. The record is from RefSeq and is a predicted model, not a curated record. The transcript is spliced from 3 exons. NCBI's taxonomy places the organism in Eukaryota, Fungi, Ascomycota, Dothideomycetes, Pleosporales. The coding region runs from base 385 to 1977 and encodes 530 amino acids.